This is a messenger RNA of Polyodon spathula (Mississippi paddlefish), 2247 nucleotides long. RefSeq names its product transcription factor Sox-18A-like. The record is from RefSeq and is a predicted model, not a curated record. Gene Ontology annotation, molecular function: RNA polymerase II cis-regulatory region sequence-specific DNA binding; DNA-binding transcription factor activity, RNA polymerase II-specific. Gene Ontology annotation, biological process: vasculogenesis; angiogenesis; lymphangiogenesis. The coding region runs from base 154 to 1353 and encodes 399 amino acids. The transcript is spliced from 2 exons. NCBI's taxonomy places the organism in Eukaryota, Metazoa, Chordata, Actinopteri, Acipenseriformes, Polyodontidae.
CAACACACACCACAACUUUCAAACCUUUAGAAAAAAAGGUCUAGAGGAGAGUUUGGCCAGCGAUCUAGCUUGAAUAGUUAUCAGAGGAUAAUAGCAAUAUCUUCAGCUUUCUUUAAUAAAAUAGAUUUUGAAAAACAAGGUUUUCUUGCUGGAAUGAAUAUAUCUGAGUCUAGUUAUCGUAGAGAGGAGAAUUCUCAGCCCAGGGGCGACUGUUCAUGGGUCGGAGCCCACAGCCCAGGCUGUGAUCCCGGGCUUGGGUUCGACCAGACACUAGUGGGAGAUCCAGGUUCUGUUGCUGCCGCUGAGGGCCAGACGGCCAGCCCUGAGUGCGGGUUUGGAUUAGGUACGGCUCCAGGAAGCUUGGAGGGGAAAUCCGGAGAAGAAUCCAGGAUUCGGCGGCCCAUGAAUGCCUUCAUGGUCUGGGCUAAAGACGAAAGGAAACGUCUGGCUCUGCAAAACCCUGAUCUGCACAAUGCAGUCCUGAGCAAAAUGUUAGGGCAGUCCUGGAAAGCUCUGAGUUUGAUUGAAAAACGUCCCUUUGUGGAAGAAGCAGAGAGGCUGCGAGUCCAGCAUCUCCAAGAUCACCCCAAUUACAAAUACCGCCCAAGGAGAAAGAAGCAAGCCAAGAAAAUCAAAAGGAUGGAGCCAAACCUCCUUCUCCACAGCCUUUCCCGGACUUGCGGUGGUGAAAACUACACUAUGAAUCACCACAAUGGGAGCCACCACCAACUGCCUCUGCUUACCCACUUCAGAGACCUUCACCCUAUGGGCUCUGAGCUUGAGAGCUACGGGCUGCCAACCCCUGAGAUGUCUCCUUUGGACGUGCUGGAGGAGAGUGACCCAGUCUUCUUCCCACCCCACAUGCAUGAAGACUUGAACCUGGUGCCCUGGAUUAACUACCACAACCACAACCACCACCAACACCACCACCACCCACAACACCACUCCCAGAAAUCAUCAGAGUGCCGUCAAGAGAAGGCACACAUUAUGAGAGCUGAAAAGACGCACAUCUCCUUCUCCCCGAGCCCUGAUGUCAUGAAGAACCCUCACACUCGCAGUGUCUACUACAACCAGCCCAGUUUCUCAGGCCAUCUUGGCCAGCUCUCUCCUCCACCAGAGGCUCACCAAGUGGACAAUGUGGAGCACUCAGAGUUCUGGACAGAAAUGGACCGCAAUGAGUUUGACCAGUACCUCAACAUGAGCAGGACUCGUCUUGAUGGCCCUGGACAGACGUACAGCGUCUCUUUAUCCAAGGUGACUCCUAGACACAUAUCUUGCGAGGAGAGCCCUUUGAUAAAUGCUUUGUCAGAUGCCAGCAAUGCUGUGUACUACAGCACUUGCAUCACAGGCUAAAUUGCAAUGUGGGGUUAGUCACAAAAAAAAUAUUUGGUCUAUAAUGUAUGUCAUAUAGUAAACAUAAAUCAAAAGAUAACUGGAUAAAAAAAAAAAUAGAUUCGCUCUUACUAAAAAGAAACAAAUGUAAACGUUUUAACGAAAAGUUUCUAUCAAUGUUUUUAUAAUAUUUUUACAUUAUAAGAGACAUUGUCCAUUAUGAUUGAUUGUUUAAAAUUAUGAAUACAUAUUUUUUCUGAUUUAUUGAUUUCCCAUUUAGAUCAUUUAAAGAUACAAUGUUGAAUACAGACGCCUGACCAAAUAUUUUUCCGACUAACUAUAAACAUGGGUUUCAAGUGAAAACACUUAAUAUACUCUAGUAUUGCUACAUGUCCUAUAGUAUGCAUAAUUUAUAUCAAAUCUGUGAUGUCAUUUGGACAGUACUAUAACAUUUUUUUUUUUUUUUUUAUCAUAUGCACUGGUUCUCAGAUAUCAAUUGUUUUAUAUAUAAUGACAAUUUAAAAAUCUAAACAAAUCGUGCAAUCAUUACACUUUGAUUAAGAUGUGAUUCUAACUUGUGUGUUUUGCUGACAUUAUGAUCAGAUUUACCAGAUGUGGUAAGUAUCAUGGGCCUCAAACCUCAGAAUGAAAUGAAAAUGCUAACUAGCUGUUUAAGCCCAAAUGAAAUAAACUCUUAAGUAGAACGGUCUGCCAUCCAGGGAUAAGUGAUUGUUGCGUGUCUGUGAAGAGAUACAUGUGGUGCUGGAGUGUAGCACUAAGGUUUUACAGGACUGGUUUAGAACUGAAUGUGCAUUGUAGUUUUAUGUCUCUGUUUUAUAUUGGAUUAUACAAAACAAAAAGUGUGUGUGUGUGUGUGUGUGUGUGUGUGUGUGUGUGUGUGUGUGUGUGUGUGUG